Molecule: messenger RNA, 351 nt
Organism: Trichomonas vaginalis G3
Lineage: Eukaryota; Parabasalia; Trichomonadida; Trichomonadidae
Product: protein of unknown function, DUF4107 family
Exons: 1
Coding region: 1-351 (116 amino acids)
Source: RefSeq, a predicted model, not a curated record
AUGGUAGCUUGGGCAGCUUUAGGCGCAAUGGGAACAAAAGCAUUAGCAUUUGGAGCAAAAGCACUUGGAGCUUAUGACGCAGUAAAUAAAAUGAGUGGAGGAAGGGUUUCGAAGACAUUAGAUGCAAAUAAAGGGAAGAUUGGAGGCUGGGUUGUAAAGAAGUUAAGAUUAAAUAAAAUAGGGCUCAUAAAUAAAGCAUCCAAUUUGGUUGCGACUGAGUCAGAAAAUGCUUUAGGAAAUGACGAUGAGUUUGCAAAACACGCAAAAGACUUUAAUGACCAGAUGAAAGGUGAAACAAUGCAUUUAAAUAGAGUCGAUGGAACUAAAAAAAUGUUUCUUCUCCACCAGUAG